Klebsormidium nitens is the source of this 2379-nucleotide messenger RNA. The record is from the annotation of a GenBank genome assembly. NCBI's taxonomy places the organism in Eukaryota, Viridiplantae, Streptophyta, Klebsormidiophyceae, Klebsormidiales, Klebsormidiaceae.
AAUUCCUCCUAGAAUUCCGCCCCGGCUUCUUGAAUCUUGGUAUACAGUCUCAGUCUUGGGUGAGAUCCAAUGGCAAUACCAUUUAAGUGACCUUCUGACCAGUCUAUCCAGUUGGGGACCAGUUGGUAGGCAGGACAAGGUAGGUAGGUUUGUAUCGGGCCCUGGAGCCCAGUGCUGUGAAGGAGCUCUGAUGUACCCAUGUCGAAUCAAGUUCCCAUGCAGCACAGUUGUUCCGCGUGUCCGCUCACAAAACGCGAAGAGGGCAAUAACCGCACGGCCUCUUGUUUUCUGCUCUACAAGGCGUCAGUGUUGAAAGGAUUUUCAAUGGCGGUCUCUAGGGCCCUCGUGUCCGUUCUUCUCCUGGCCAGUUGCGCCCUUGCCGCCGCCGCUCCCGCCUCAGUCAUCUCUCAGAAGACCUAUUUCCAGCUUAUCAAGAGGGUGUUCUUUGGAAACACGACAUCCGGCCCUUGCUCAGUGAACGGCUCCAACUACCUUGACAUUGACCUUGGCCCUGGCAGCGGGGCAUUUGUCAUCGGAGAUAACCUGUGGACAAUCACCGACCGCGGUGCCAACGUGGAUUGCCAGGGUGGCAAUGCCCCAGGAGGUGCGGCCGGGACCACACUAUCCAAAGCUUGCCAGGCCACAGGAUGCCCCAAAGGGGGAACCAAAGUCUACCCCAUCCCCGACUUCUCACCCACGAUCCAGCGCAAGAAGCUGCCAGAUGUCUUCACCGGAACCCCGACUCCAGUCGAGACCAUCAUCAUGAAGAAGGGCAACGGGCAGGGAAUCUCGGGUCUACCCAACUUCCGCCAGGCCGACAAUAGUUCGGGGAGCAUCUACUCGAGCCUUCUCACGGGAGAAGACGGCUACGGCCCCGACUUUGCGCUGCUGGCCCCUAACCCCUUUGGGCAGGACACAGAGGGGAUCGUUGUGACGUCAGCCAAUGCUGACGGCACCGGCGCAACCUUCUGGAUUUCGGAAGAGUACGGCCCUAGCGUCUCCAAGGUCGGCUCUGAUGGCACCGUGCUCGCGCGCCACGUGCCAGCGGGUGUCGUGUACGAAACCUUCGUCGCCCGGGCUAACCCGAUUCUGGCGGUCGACCCAACCAACGGGUACCCAAUCUAUCCCACUUUCCCGUCUAUCCUGGUCAAGCGCGAGCUGAACCGUGGGUUUGAGAACCUGGCCUACUUCGGAAAGUACUUGUACGCCAUUCUGCAGAGCCCCAUGGCCAACCCCGGCGAGACCAUCCAGGCGAUCUCGAGAGUCAUCCGCCUCUUCAAGCUGGAACUCAAUGACGCCUUCCCAGGCGGUGCCCAGGUGGUGGGGGAAUACGUGUAUUUCGCAGAGGACUUCUUGACGUUCCCCCAAGACCAGCCCAAGGCGGACCAGUCCAACAUCAAGCUGGGGGACGCGGUCGCGAUCGCGGAGGACGUCAUCCUCGUGGACGAACACGUCACCCUCCAGAUCAAGCUCUUCAGGAUUGAGCUGGCUGGUGCGACCAACAUUCUGGGCUCCAAGUGGGACGACGUUCUGCAGUCCCCCACCCCUCGAGCAGCUCAACGUGGCCGGUUCUGCUGGCAGCAGCGAGACCCUCGCAUCCCAAGGACACUCUGCGUGAAGAGGGAAAAGAUAGAUUUGGGGCCAGUCAACAAGGGUACACACUUACCGGUUGAUUCUUCCCCAGGCAUCACCCCCGUGAAGAAGACCCUGGCCUUCGACUCCCUCACCGACCUCCCCGCGGGGGGGCCCCAGCUCCCGUCCAAGGUCGAGUCGCUUGCCAUUUACGGGGAUCCCUCCAGCACCGCCAACCCAGCGCGAAUCAUCCUCGACAAUGAUAACGAUUUCGGCAUCUCUGGUGCGACGACUUUCUUCACCGAAAUCGCGGUCGAUCCGACAGCGGUCUUUGGAUUGGCUGCCACGCCACCUGCUCCCGCCCCGGCUAACUCGACCGCGACACCGACCCCGACUUCGACUUCGCUGAACUGCAUCCAGAGCUUCCCGGCGGGGGGGACCUGUGACUACACCUCUGCUACCCCCAAUCAGUGCUUCAACGGCAACGGUUCCUCCUACACCUGCUGCGCCGGCGCCUGCGGUGGGGCCGGCUCCCCCCCGGGCGCCGUGGCCUACUGCUCGGGGCAAGUCCCCGGGACUACCCCCGUCUGCGGCUCCACCCCCGCCCCGACCCCUGCCGGUACCCCUGCCGGUACCCCCGCCGCUACCCCCGCCGGUACCCCUGCAGGUUCCCCCGCCGGUACCCCUGCCGGUACCCCCGCCAGUACCCCUGCCGCGAUCACCGGUGCCCCGGGCCCGACUGCCUUCCCGGUUGGCGGCACGUGCAACGCCGGCAGCAGCCUGCCGAACCAAGUGCUUCAACGCUGA